AUGGCGGAACAAUUGAGAUACUUCGUCGUGAAAGGAAAGUUAACCAAUGCUUUCCUGGUAGUACAGAAUAAAACCAGUAGAGUGGUCUACCUGUCAUUAGGACGCGAUGAGGAGUUACAAUAUAGACAGGCCAGAGUUGACUUUGAUAAGUUGAGUGCCAAAACUAAGGUCGAGUAUGAAUUAAAUGAGAGAGAACAAGACAAUAAGGAUUUGGAAGCUGUUGCUGAAAAUGUUAGAAAACUGAUGGAUGAUUCUGCUCCUAUAAUGGUGGAUUACGAAUACAUCUUUGGGACUGAGUUUCAGAAGAGAGUCUGGUCAGAGCUAGAGAAAGUCCCCAGUGGACAAACUGUCACUUACACUACGAUUGCAAAAAAUUUAGGCUCACCAAAUGCCACUAGAGCCGUUGGUAACGCUAUUGGUCAAAACAAACUGGCGUUGAUAGUACCUUGUCAUAGAUGUUUACCUGCAAGUGGGUCUACAGGUGGUUUUAGAUGGGGGCCUGUAUUGAAAAGGAAGCUUGUGCGCCAGGAGAGAUUUUUGAAAAUUCGCUGA
This is a messenger RNA of Torulaspora delbrueckii, 552 nucleotides long. RefSeq names its product methylated-DNA--protein-cysteine methyltransferase (gene MGT1). Gene Ontology annotation, molecular function: catalytic activity. The coding region runs from base 1 to 552 and encodes 183 amino acids. The transcript has a single exon. Gene Ontology annotation, biological process: DNA repair. The record is from RefSeq and is a predicted model, not a curated record. NCBI's taxonomy places the organism in Eukaryota, Fungi, Ascomycota, Saccharomycetes, Saccharomycetales, Saccharomycetaceae.